AUGACAACACCAGAAAUUUGGCAUCGCCAGUUCACUAGAGUUUCUGGUUGGGAUAAUGAUACUUUGCUUACAGUUGAGCAGCAGCAGAAACUCCAAGACAAAUUUGGCCAGUUUCUCCAGCGGGACUCGCACUGGACUCUCAAUACAUUGGACGGAAUACUUUCCUACUAUUAUAACCAGUCCAAGGCGUCGCCGAAAGCAUGCAAUCUGAGAAUGUUUAUGAUUGCAGACGGAGCCCAUGUGGAUCGCUCAGGAUUGCCUAAUAACGGAGAAGGCUGGUUCAAUCCUCACUGCCGUAUACUUGGAGUCGUCGAUUUCAUGCUCCAGGGUGACAUUAUUUUCAUUGUUGGGUCAGACGACGUACACAAUCCAAAGCGUUUCGUGCAAGUCGCCAGUUGGGAUGAAAAGACCUUUCACUAUUACGCCAUUGAAGACAUUAACGGUGAUAAGGAAAACAGAAAAUGGACAUACCAAGGCAACGCAUACAAUGCGUUUACGGACGGGUCAUCUUACGACAUGUCAUAUCUUGGUCCUUUUAAUGGUCAUGUCAACGGGCCAUGUAUCAUGAAGGAGAUUCAUGACCCUUGGUACCACUGGAAGACGGAUAGGACCGACCUGAAACAAUGCCUCAGCGCAGACCAGGCCAAGCGUUUCAAGCAACUACCAUAUCUCUCUCCCUCCUCCUGGAAUUUAUUAGGCAACGUAAACAGUGCCGAAGGGCUAGAGGGAGACAUUAUCAAUGUUCUGGUUACCAGGUGGUUUCAGUUGCACCAUGACAACGACUUCAAGGAGAAUAAUGGCAAGUAUAAGUCUGAGCCAGCCAAUCUGCACCGCUGGAUGGCUCACUUGCUGCUCACGACCACUAUCAAUAUCGCGACUGGCGCCAAAGUAGUUACCUUUUUUGCGGAGAACCCAUCAGCAAACGCUCUGCCUUUUCGCGCCCCCCAUGAUCUCUUUAUGAACUUUGAGCUUCUACUACAAAGCAGAUUCAAUGACAUUAAUGACCCCAUGGCGCAUUUCUCUCCGGAAUUCAAAUAUGAAGACUACCAAAAAGUCGUCAAAUAUCUGAAACUUGGGCUCUUACAGGAAUGGUCUUCAGACCCAGUUCCGUCAGGUGUAAAAGUGGUGGAGCUCCCCAAGGGUACUCUCGGCGGCGGCAAGCAGACAGAGGCGUACGAUAUCACUCAAUUUCUGGUGGUCAAGGAAAACACAGAGGGCGACGAGAUGUACUUUGUCGCCCUACAGACCUCCCUCGAGGAUUCAAUGGGCGUGCUGAACCUGCCCGACAAUCUCGUCAGCCAAAAGCUCCUCCGCUCCAUCCUCCUUCUCGACUUCUACAACCCAGUCUACAGCUGGCGUCGUGGCGUGCUAAUGCAGUAUCUCCCACAAACAACAACCCUUAUCGAUGGAAACUAUGACAUGGAGGCCGCAUUCGUCGACAAAAUUCGAAGCUCCCUGCACGCCUCAGAGGCUGAUUCCCCCGAAUCCCAAUUCCUCACUCUGUACGACAAGCCUUUAUCGAACAAGGACAUUAUGUCUACCUUCCAAUCCUACCUGGACAAAGUGACCCAUAGAAUCAAGACCACUGAGGGAUUAACCGACUACAUGAGCCUGGCCGAGUCUCGCCGCCGCAUAUACCGGCCUCUGCCUCUGGACGAGUUUGGGAUGACGCUUCCGUAUGCGCUUGGGCUUCCGCCUACUUGGAAGCUCAUCGAGAUGACAGAAGAAGCGACGGUAACGGAGAUCCCAGAACGUGGGCUCAAGUUUUUGAAUUGUUGGACGGGCACGCUGCAUGGGUUUGAUCCCAAGUUGUUACCGCCCGAUGGUUGUUAUGCUCAGGCGAGGGGUGGAAGGUGUCCUAGAGGGUAG
Messenger RNA from Penicillium arizonense, 1869 nucleotides. RefSeq lists its product as uncharacterized. The transcript is spliced from 5 exons. NCBI's taxonomy places the organism in Eukaryota, Fungi, Ascomycota, Eurotiomycetes, Eurotiales, Aspergillaceae. The record is from RefSeq and is a predicted model, not a curated record. Bases 1 to 1869 code for a protein of 622 amino acids.